UCUCCCGGCUCCGUCUCGCGUUCAAUCGCACUUCUUCACACGCCCUCCGCGGAAAGACCUUCCGGCCACCUGCCGCCCAAUCUUCCGACUCCCUCCCGCUUCGUCCUUCACAUCUCUUAGAGCUCUCCAGUCGCACUUCUCAAAGCUUUCAGCGGAGCGCGCAGAGCGUCUUCCCGGCCCGAGGUAAGAAAACGGAUCUGAGCUCCCAAGGCUGCGUGCAAGACAGGCGGUCACCUGGUUGUUGACGUCAGCGCGAGGCUGAGAGCCGCUAGGGUUUUAACCCGCGUCUCCUGCUACGCGCAGGCGCCCGACAGGAAGACUUGGCAUGCUUCGGCCAAUGAGAGCGCGAUCUGCGACUCCUCUCUAGCGAGCCUCCGCAGCCGGCGCAGAAGGACGGGUGGAGCGGAACGCACCCAGCUGAGAUUUCAAGGGCGGGAGGCCGAGAAAGCACUGCGGCAAUUAAUGGAUGCCUGGAAGUUGACCUACAUAUAUAUCCAGAAAUGUUUUGCCACCUGAGACCUAUGAGGAGGUUGUGUCUAGGGAAGAUAUUUCCAUACUGGUUUCUCUGCUCAAGAGCUUUAUCAGGAGCUGAAGCAGUAAAUGCCUUAAGACCAUUCUACUUUGCUGUACAUCCAGAUUUCUUUGGACAGCACCCAAGGGAAAGGGAAGUCAAUGAAAAUUCUCUUAAGAGGUUAAGUGCCUACUGAAAUCUCCAGAAACCAGGCUCCAAGUCUUUGAAACCAACUCAGCUUAUGUUUUAUGUAAGAGAAACAGACCAGAAUUCCUCUGAGGGCCAGGAACACUUCACCACUUCUGGAUUUCGAGCAGUCAAAUUUACUUUGCACACCAGAGAUCUGCUAAGCACAGUAUUAUAUAUUCUCAACUCCUGCAGUUUAUCUGUUGAACAUAUCCAAAGCUCGAAUACUAAUGUGCAUUCCCAGCCUCUCAAGAAGGCCCAAAGGAUGUCUGACAGGCCCAUCAAAUGGGACAAGUCCUACUACUCCUUUACUGGAUUCAAAGACCCUGAUGAAGACCUCGAGCAAGUCUGGAGAAUGGAAACAACCCUCACAUCCUGGCUAGAUAACAAUGGAAAGAGUGCAGUUAAAAAGCUGAAGAAUAGUUUGCCACUUAGAAAAGAACUCAGUCGUUUAAAAGAUGAACUGUCCCAUCAACUGGAGCUCUCAGAUAUCAGGUGGCAGAGGAGCUGGGGCAUCGCCCAUCGCUGCAGCCAGCUGCACAGUUUAGGCCGCUUAGCCCAGCAGAACUUGGAAACACUUAAAAAUGCAAAAGGAUGUACAAUAAUAUUUACAGACCGGUCCGGGAUGAGUGCAGUGGGCCAUGUGAUGCUAGGAACAAUGGAUGUCCAUCAUCACUGGACAAAACUUUUUGAGAGAUUACCGAGUUAUUUUGACCUGCAGAGGAGGCUGAUGCUUUUGGAAGAUCAAAUAAGCUAUCUUCUGGGUGGCAUCCAAGUUGUUUAUAUUGAAGAGUUACAGCCAGUGUUGACACUUGAAGAAUACUACUCUCUUCUUGACGUGUUCUAUAACAGACUUUCGAAAAGUCGAAUACCGUUUCACCCUCGAAGUCUGCGUGGUUUACAAAUGAUCCUUAACAGUGACAGAUAUGCUCCAAGCCUGCAUGAACUGGGCCAUUUUAACAUCCCGACCCUCUGCGACCUAGCCAACCUCCAGUGGUUUAUUCUCACCAAAGCCCAACAGGCGAGAGAGAACAUGAAGCGAAAAGAAGAGUUGAAGGUCAUGGAACACGAACUGAUGCAGGCUUCUACAAAGAAAUUUUCUCUGGAGAAGUUUUAUAAGGAGCCCAGUGUUUCUAGUAUGCAAAUGGUGGAUUGUUGUCAGAGACUUCUAGAGCAAUCACUGCCUUAUCUGCAGGGGAUGCGCCUCUGCGUUUCCCACUUUUACUCUGUUAUGCAAGAUGGAGACCUUUGCAUUCCUUGGAAUUGGAAGAGUGGAGAAGCCAUUAAAUAACACAGAAAUCUGUAUUCCUUUUUAAAGAGAUAAACUUAAGAGUUUUUCUUAUUUAAAUCCACAAUUUGAUAAAACAGUAUUAUUUACAUGUUACAAGAACAAAGUUUCUAACAGCUGCUUUAAAAGUAGGCUUGUUUUUUUUUUUUUUUUUAAGUAAUUUCUGUUAGGAAACUCUUUUUAAAAAGGUUUUAUCUCCCAAUCUUAUGGCAUGUCUUAUCUGAUUGGCAAGACUGAGUGAAAAGAUGCUACAAUGAAAGAACAUAUUUGUAGUGGUACGAAAAUGGGGGAUUCUACAGGGUUCAAGACAUACAUUGUUUUGUUGUUUUUUUUUUUGUCUUUUUAGGGCUAUACCCAAAGCAUAUGGAGGUUCCCAGGCUAGGGGUCGAGUCUACAGCUGCCACCC
Molecule: messenger RNA, 2391 nt
Organism: Phacochoerus africanus (Common warthog)
Lineage: Eukaryota; Metazoa; Chordata; Mammalia; Artiodactyla; Suidae
Gene: TCAIM
Product: T cell activation inhibitor, mitochondrial
Cellular component (GO): mitochondrion
Source: RefSeq, a predicted model, not a curated record